CGAGCAUAAAGCCCCAGCACGCCGCACCCGGAGCCUCCACCGUGAGUCCACGUCUCUCCUCGCUCCACUCGCCACCCAACGCAGACCGAAUCCGCCGGCCGAAUAGAGUAAUCCCGGCCCGAAUGGAGGCCGCGUGAGAGAUAGAGAGAGCGAGCGCCCGGGGGGAGGAGAGAUCGGGGCGGAGCGGCGAUGCGGGCGUGGGAGAUGCACCCGCUCUGCUGCCUCGCCGGGGAGUGGCCGGGCUCGGGCGGGGGGCUCGCGGACGGCGGCCGCUCCCCGCCGCCGGAGGCGGAGGGGGAGGCGCCGGCGGUGGCGGGCGUGCUGUACAAGUGGACCAACAUCGGCAAGGGCUGGCGCCCGCGCUGGUUCGCGAUCCGCGGGGGCGUGCUCGCCUACUCCAAGAUCCGGCGCCGCGUCGCGGCCGAGCCGCACCCCGCCGCCGAGGCCGCGGGCGGCGUCAGGCUGAUCGGGGUGGCGCGCGGCGCCGGGGGAGCGGCGGAGCGGCCCGUCGGAUUCGUGCAUCUCAAGAUAUCAUCAUUUAGUGAAAGUAAAUCAGAUGAUAAACGGUUCUAUAUAAUUACUCCAACCAAAACACUUCAACUGAGGACUGGUUGUGCUAAGGAUCGGGCGACUUGGAUUGAAGCGCUUGUCACUGCAAGAAGUGAAUAUUCUUUUAAUGGGGAUUUAUCGGGUGACCAGAAUGAUGCAUCAUUUUCCACAGAAAAGCUCAGAAAUCGCUUGCAUGCUGAAGGUGUCGGUGAGGCAAUUAUUAAAGACUGUGAGCAGAUUGUUAAUUCAGAAUUUUCGCAGUACCAAACACAGAUGAAGCAGCGUUGUGAAGAGUAUUUAAGCUUUAUUGGCAGUCUUCCACGCGAAGUUGAGGUAGUUAAUUCAACAGAUACAACUGUCACUGAGAAGCCACAGUUGGAGUUGUUCAAGCAUGACUGCUCCAGCUCUGGAAAAUGUAGUGAAUAUAGCAACACAGAAUCUUCAGAUGAUGUUGGCAAACAAGAGAUUAGUGAACUAUCAGAUGGAGAUGAAUUCCAUUUCUACGACACAAGACAAAGUUUCAGUGACUUUGCUGCAAGUCCUGACAUGAGAAGGAGAUGCCUAAACAAUGGAAAUGAAGAUCAUAGAUCUAUUGAGUCACUAACUACUGACAAGGCCAACGAAGAUCUGUCAUAUUCAAAAAGGCGCACAAAGUUGCCUGAACCAGUAGAAAAGGAGAAAGGUGUUAGCCUUUGGUCAAUGAUCAAAGACAAUGUUGGAAAGGAUCUCACAAGAGUCUGCCUUCCUGUUUACUUUAAUGAGCCUCUAUCUUCUCUUCAGAAGUGCUUUGAGGAGUUGGAGUACUCUUAUUUGUUGGAUCGUGCAUAUGAAUGUGGUUUAAGGGGGAAUGGUCUGAUGAGAAUUCUUUAUGUUGCUGCUUUUGCGGUCUCUGGAUAUGCUUCCACAGAUUCUCGCCCCUGCAAACCUUUCAAUCCAUUGCUGGGGGAAACCUACGAAGCUGAUUACCCUGAAAAGGGGAUCCGUUUCUUCUCUGAGAAGGUUAGUCAUCAUCCUAUGGUCAUGGCAUGCCACUGUGAGGGGAAAGGUUGGAAAUUUUGGGGAGAUAGCAAUCUUAAGAGCAAAUUCUGGGGACAAUCCAUUCAACUGGAUCCAGAUGGUGUGUUAACAUUAGAGUUUGAUGAUGGAGAAACUUUCCAGUGGAGCAAGGUUACAACAACAAUUAAUAACCUUAUCCUUGGUCGAGUCUAUUGCCAUCACCAUGGCACAAUGAACAUAAGUGGAAAUAGACAAUAUUCAUGCAAGCUGACGUUUAAAGAGCAGUCUUUCCUUGAUCGAAAUCCUCGCCAGGUUCAAGGAGUUGUCAAGGAUGCUGAUGGAACCAAGGUUGCAACCCUGACGGGGAAGUGGGAUGAAAAUGUGCAUUGUAUCAUCGGUGAUGAUGCCUCUAAGGUGAAAUCCCAUGGUUCACACCAGAGUACUGGUGCCACUUUGCUGUGGGAGAAAAACAAGCCCUCAGCUAAUCCUACUCGGUACAACCUGUCCUCAUUUGCAAUAACAUUAAAUGAGCUGACACCGGAGCUGAAGGAGAAGCUUCCACCAACAGAUUCGAGGCUCCGACCAGACCAGCGACACCUGGAGAAUGGGGAGUACGAGAAGGCCAAUGCUGAAAAACUGCGUCUCGAGACAAGGCAACGGAUGGCAAGGAAGAUGCAGGAGAGUGGCUGGAAACCAAGAUGGUUCCAAAGGGGCAGCGAAGAUGGAUCAUUCCGCUACGUUGGAGGUUACUGGGAGGCAAGGGAGCAGAGGAAAUGGGAUGGCUGCAGCGACAUAUUUGGCAACUUGUCUAGCAGCCCAAAGCUGCAACCAUCCACUCUCUACGCUAGCUCAAGUAUAUAGGGAUUAGGGCAUGUUGUUUAGUAGGUGCUGACGUCGCAUUAGUACAUAAGCGAGUUUGAGUGGCUUCUCUCGUCUCUGUUGUGCAAAGGUUUGAGCUAACAUGCUCUACUUGUCAAUUGUCAUAUUGAACCCAAGGACAUUCAAGCAUAACCCAAACUUUUGUGGACAUUGGGAUGCUUAUGAGAAAUCUUGCUAACAUUACUGCUAAAAGAAUUUUCAAUGAUACCGUUUUUGUUCUUUGUAUUCCA
Messenger RNA from Panicum hallii, 2654 nucleotides. Its product is annotated as oxysterol-binding protein-related protein 2A-like. The coding region runs from base 190 to 2406 and encodes 738 amino acids. Lineage: Eukaryota; Viridiplantae; Streptophyta; Magnoliopsida; Poales; Poaceae. The transcript has 10 exons. The record is from RefSeq and is a predicted model, not a curated record. Gene Ontology annotation, molecular function: sterol binding. Gene Ontology annotation, cellular component: intracellular membrane-bounded organelle; membrane; cytosol.